Pipistrellus nathusii (Nathusius's pipistrelle) is the source of this 633-nucleotide messenger RNA. NCBI's taxonomy places the organism in Eukaryota, Metazoa, Chordata, Mammalia, Chiroptera, Vespertilionidae. The record is from the annotation of a GenBank genome assembly.
AUGGCGCUGACCUGGGCGCUUGUGGUCUUGAGCCUUCUUCCUCUGCUGGACGCCCAGAGCCCGGCGUGUCCCAAUUUCUCGGUGCCCAUCACCAAUGCCUCCCUGGACCAGAUCUCUGGCAAGUGGUUUUAUAUCGCUUCGGCUUACCACCUCCCGGAGUACAAGAAGGAAGCUAGUGAAUUCCAUGCAUCCUUCUUUUACUUCACCCCCAACCACAUGGAGGACAGGAUACAGCUCAGAGAGUACACAACGAUGCGAGGACAGUGCAUGUAUAACUCCACCAACCUGAGGGUCAACCGGGAAAAUGCGACGCUGACCAAACAUGAGAAUGGCACAGACCAUUUUGGCCACCUGCUGCUGCCCAAGGACCCCAAGACCUUCAUGCUCGCUUUUUUCCCAGAAGACAAGCAGAAAAUGGGGCUGUCCUUCUUUGCUGACAAGCCAGAGGUGACCCCGGAGCAAAUGGAAGAGUUCUAUGACUACCUCACGUGCAUGGGCAUGGACAAGUCCGAAGUCCUGUACAGCGAUGAGGAAAAGGUUGAAGCCUGCACUCCUGCCUGCAGAAGCCCCUGCUGUAACCCCAGCACACAUGCCAGGAUGGACGAUGGCACGUGGUGUGGGAGCCCAGCAUGA